CUUAUAAUUAAAAUUGAUUUUAUAUAUUAUUAUUAUUAUUCCUGGUGAUCACAGUUUUAUAUGUCAAAUUUGAUCCCGCCCAAUAAUGACAGCCUUUCCACCUAAUGCACUGAGAGUGAGAGAAUUGGGUUUCACAGAGAAGCAAGAAGCUUUGGUGAAAGAAUCAUGGAAGGUGAUGAAGCAAAAUAUUCCUGAGCACAGCCUCCGUUUCUUCACCUUGAUCCUGGAGAUGGCACCAGCAGUGAAGAACAUGUUCCCCUUUCUGAAAGACUCUGAUGAAAUACCACAAAAUAAUCCUAAGCUCAAGGCCCACGCUUUCAUCGUUUUCAAGAUGACAUGCAACUCAGCUAUUCAAUUGCGGGAGAAAGGUCAAGUGGUGCUGCGCGAUGUCCCUCUGAAGCAUUUAGGGUCAGUCCAUCUCGAGAAAGGAGUCGUCGAUUCCCAUUUUGAGGUGGUGAAAGAAGCGCUACUAGGAACAAUCAAAGAGGCAGUUGGAGAAAGUUGGAGUGAUGAGAUGGGCGGAGCCUGGGGUGAAGCCUACGAUCAGUUGGCUGCAACUAUCAAGACUCAGAUGGAAGAAGAAGCUGCUCAGCCUCAGUUAUCUUCAAAUUAACUUUUCUAUGUAUAUAUAUACUAGUGGCAUUUGAACGUGUUAUGCUCAUUCUCCACACCGUUUGCAAAAGAUAAUUUGAAGACUUUUAACUCCCA
Molecule: messenger RNA, 708 nt
Organism: Quercus robur (English oak)
Lineage: Eukaryota; Viridiplantae; Streptophyta; Magnoliopsida; Fagales; Fagaceae
Product: non-symbiotic hemoglobin 2
Exons: 4
Coding region: 86-613 (175 amino acids)
Molecular function (GO): oxygen binding; heme binding
Source: RefSeq, a predicted model, not a curated record